AUGGCCAACACUGCCCAGAGAGUUCCAGGCACUGAAGCCUUGAUGACUUCACGACUGGAAGGAGAUCAGAUUCAAGCAGAUGAAGGAAGGCAGGACAAUCCAGAGGACAAAGCCAGAGCCGGUGUUUAUGACCCCAGUCCAGGCCAGAAUAUCAGAAAUCUGACGCGGUGCCAGAGGGAAAUCCAGGUCGGUGUGAAGAAGCAGUUCCGGGGUCAUCAACAGGCAGAAUCCAGCAGGAGUCCGAAAAAGAUCAGAAUAGGAACAGGCAGAAUCAGAGGGGACCUUCACCCUGUCCUCUCUGUGUCUCCAUCAUGGCUGAGUCCUGGAGCCUCAGUGACUCUGAGCUGUGAAGUUAAACCUCAGUCUGCAGGAUGGAGGUUCUUCUGGUAUAAAGCUGUUCCUGAUUUGUCAUCCAAAUCCUACAGCUUAGAGCUGCUGCCUGACAUCACCAACAUAACUGAACUAAACUCCUCCAUCCUUCAUGGACAAAAUCACACAGCAGGAUAUGUGUGCAGAGCAGGAAGAGGAGAUCCAGCAGAUUUAACUGCUUACAGUAAAUCAAAGUUUAUCUGGUCUGCAGAUCCUCAUCCAGCAGCGUCUCUCUCAUUGAGUCCUGGCAGAGUUCAACACUUCAGCUCUGACUCUGUGUCUCUGAGCUGUGAGGGAAACUCUGCUGAAUAUAGAGUGAAGUGGAUUACAGAAACAGGUUUACUGUUUGACUGCUCCGACAAGGGGAAAAUGAACAGAUCUACAUGUAGCAUCAGUUUGUACUGGUAUCAUAGUGGAGUGUACUGGUGUGAGUCUGGAUCAGGACGCUUCAGCAACGCCGUCAACAUCACUGUGCAGGAAGAUAUCAAUGGUAUUAUCCUGUUGAGCCCCGUCCAUCCUGUGACUGAGGGAGAUCCUGUUACUCUGAGCUGCAGAGAUAAAGAACAAAAACUUCUCUCCAAUGUGUUUUUCUAUCACAAUAACAAACUGAUCCACAAUGACAGCAGAGAGGAGCUGAAGAUCUCUGCAGUGUCAAAGUCAGAUGAAGGUUUCUACAAGUGUGAACAUUCAGGAAAGGAGUCACUACAGAGCUGGAUGGCUGUUAGAGUGCCUCUCACCAGUCCUGUCAGCUCUUCACUUCCUGUGCUGCUGAUCGUUGGAACAUUUAUUGGACUCAUUCUCAUUAGUCUCCUGAUCUUUUUGUGGUGCUGCAGACGGUCUAAGGAUCUGUGCUGCAUCAGAUCAAGGGUCUCAGAGAGCAGGAGUCAGAUCUACACCAACCAGACUGAAGGUGAUGCUCAUUGCUAUGAUAUAAUCUACUCUGCUGAAGCUGCUGGAAAUGGAAAGUCAAGUCCAGCAGCAGAGGAUGCAGCAGUUUAUUCUGAGAUCAGCUCAGUACCAGCUCUGGAGAACAAUGCUGACAUGUAG
Cyprinodon variegatus (sheepshead minnow) is the source of this 1416-nucleotide messenger RNA. RefSeq lists its product as uncharacterized. NCBI's taxonomy places the organism in Eukaryota, Metazoa, Chordata, Actinopteri, Cyprinodontiformes, Cyprinodontidae. The transcript is spliced from 9 exons. Gene Ontology annotation, molecular function: transmembrane signaling receptor activity. The record is from RefSeq and is a predicted model, not a curated record. Bases 1 to 1416 code for a protein of 471 amino acids. Gene Ontology annotation, biological process: cell surface receptor signaling pathway.